Messenger RNA from Eurytemora carolleeae, 1756 nucleotides. It is a transcript of the gene Gabat, whose product is annotated as 4-aminobutyrate aminotransferase, mitochondrial. The record is from RefSeq and is a predicted model, not a curated record. Gene Ontology annotation, molecular function: pyridoxal phosphate binding. Lineage: Eukaryota; Metazoa; Arthropoda; Copepoda; Calanoida; Temoridae. Gene Ontology annotation, biological process: GABA catabolic process. Gene Ontology annotation, cellular component: mitochondrion.
GAGUUGAGAGGGUUUGUUUGCUCCUGGUCCUAAACAAUACACAGCUGAUCUUUGUGCAAGGUUCCUGUUGCUAUAGAUUGAGGAUCCCGGAGUCUGCUGCGCAUAGAAACCAGUUUUCUUCUAGUUUAGUUCAACCAUCAGUAUAAGAACUAUGUUGGGAACCACGAAAAAAGUAUGGAGCAAACUCCGUCUCCACCGGAUACCCUCCUACCAGGCUCGGAAUGUAUCCCAAGCUGCGUCCCAGCUAGUUAAGGAGCCCGAAGAACCCAAGAUGUUAACUGAGGUUCCCGGGCCAAAAUCCAAGGAAUUACAUUCUCAGCUCAGUAAAAUGCAAAUGAUGGAUUCUGUUCAUUUCUUCGCGGAUUACGAUAAAUCCUUCGGGAACUAUCUGGUUGAUGUAGACGGUAACGUGAUGCUUGAUCUCUUCACUCAGAUCUCCUCUAUACCUAUAGGUUACAAUCAUCCCUCUCUACUCUCCGCUUUCGACAGUGACUCCGCCAUGCGUGCACUAGUAAACCGUCCUGCUCUGGGUGUAUAUCCAGGAGCAGAUUGGGUUCAACAACUCUCUCAGGUUCUUCUCUCCGUAGCUCCGAAAGGACUAGACCAGAUCACAACUAUGAUGUGUGGUAGCUGCUCCAAUGAGAACGCGUUCAAGCUGAUGCACUUCAAGCACAUGGAGAAAGAGAGAGGAGGAAGGGCGUUUACUCAAGAGGAAAUCGAUUCAUGCAUGAUCAAUCAGAGUCCUGGAACACCUAACCUCUCCGUUCUAUCCUUCCAUGGUGGGUUCCAUGGUAGGACGGCUGCAUCUCUUGCCUGCACACACUCCAAGUAUAUUCACAAGAUAGAUGUACCACUCCAACCCUGGCAGGUUUCUGAUUUUCCAAGAUAUAAGUAUCCGCUGAACGAAUUUACAAGAGAGAACGCAGCGGAAGAUGAAAGAUGUUUAGCAAUGGCUGAAGAUGUAAUUGUAAAGAGUAGAUCUGAAGGACCAGUAAUCACAGGAGUUAUUGUUGAACCUAUUCAAGCAGAAGGAGGAGAUCAUCAUGGAUCAAACAGAAUGUGGUGCCAUGAAUGGUUCGAUCUGAAGGAAUCUCCGGAUAUUGUAACCUUCAGUAAGAAGAUGUUAACCGGAGGCUUGUUUCAUAAAUCUAGUCUUCGACCUAAACAAGCAUACAGGAUAUUCAAUACAUGGGUUGGAGAUCCAGGAAAGUUGAUUCUGUUAGAUGCAGUAUUGAAGACGAUUAAGGCGGAAAACCUACUCUCUGAGACCAUGAGGGCCGGAGAUAAACUGAUGGUUGGGUUGAACUCGCUCCAGGAUAAAUAUCCAGGAUAUCUCAACAGUGUGAGAGGAAGAGGAACCUUUUGUGCUGUUAACUGUGAUACCGGAGCAAGGCGGGACUGGAUUAUUGGGAAACUCCGGGAGCACGGAGUGCACACCGGGGGGUGCGGAGAGAGUGCUAUCCGUCUCCGUCCUGCUCUGGUCUUUAAGGAACACCAUGCAGAUCUGUUUUUGGAGAAACUAGAAACCAUUCUUCGUUCCAUAUAAUUGAAAAUGUAUGCAUUUUUGAUGAUAAUAUCUUUAAUUUAUACUUCCCUAAAAACCUGCUUUGCUUGCCAAAACUGUCUAAAUUUGCUUUUUAUCUAUACUCAGACCGUAACCUUCACUGUGCUAUUGUAAACCGUUCAAUGGAAUAUUUACAUUUUACAAAUAUAAUGUACCUACUAUAUACAUGAUAAAUAUAAUCAAUAACAUUUU